Molecule: messenger RNA, 666 nt
Organism: Penicillium alfredii
Lineage: Eukaryota; Fungi; Ascomycota; Eurotiomycetes; Eurotiales; Aspergillaceae
Exons: 7
Coding region: 1-666 (221 amino acids)
Biological process (GO): chromatin organization; negative regulation of transcription by RNA polymerase II
Cellular component (GO): nucleus; pericentric heterochromatin
Molecular function (GO): chromatin binding
Source: RefSeq, a predicted model, not a curated record
AUGCCGCCUCCGGUGGAGGAAAUGUCGGACAAUGAAUCCGGCGAUAUCCCGUUCAAUGAUGACGCAGGGAGUAAUGGAGAGCAGCAAUCAGAAAGCGAAGAGGAAGGGGAGGACGUUUACGUUGUCGAGACGAUUACCGAGCACCAGUUCAACGACGAUGGUACUCUGAUGCUCCUCGUCAAGUGGAAAGGAUAUGACAAACCCGAAGAUCACACUUGGGAGCCUGAAGCAGGAUUGAAAGAGGGAGCGAACGAUGUGUUGGCGGCUUACUACAAAAAGCUGGGCGGCCGGCCCAAGAAAACCGCAGCAAAGCCAGGCCCCAAGGCCGGCCCAGGGCGCAAGCGCAAAUCCAUAGGAGAUUCCAAGUCGACGACCCCCGCACCAGCAGCCGAACCGAAGAAGCGCCGAAAGUCAGAGCCCAAGCAAACGGAGACGCCAGAGGAGAACAACCACAGUCCCAAUUGGGUUCCAAAGGGCAAGAACUGGGAGGAUAAAGUGAGCAAUGUCGACACGAUUAUUCGGGACCCAGAGGACGGAGGCCUCUAUGCGUUCCUCCUUUGGACCAAUGGCAAGAGAUCCCGAGUAUCGAUUGAGAGCUGCUAUGAAAGAUGUCCCUUGACGAUGCUCACAUUCUAUGAGCAGCACUUGGUCUUCAAGGAUGGUUAA